Molecule: messenger RNA, 2011 nt
Organism: Betta splendens (Siamese fighting fish)
Lineage: Eukaryota; Metazoa; Chordata; Actinopteri; Anabantiformes; Osphronemidae
Gene: gps1
Product: G protein pathway suppressor 1
Exons: 15
Coding region: 238-1755 (505 amino acids)
Cellular component (GO): COP9 signalosome
Source: RefSeq, a predicted model, not a curated record
AAAUAAAUAGCUAUUCCACAAACCAGCCUAUAGGAUGGCGCUGAUUCGCAAAUUAUCGAAUGUGAACCGCCAAAAAACAAGAAGAAGAAGAAGAAGAAGAAGCAGAAGCAGCCGCAGCAGUGAAAGAAGAAGAACGUACACUUUUACACCGUUUUGUAAAAUUGCGCCUUCGCGGAAGCCAUCUCGCCGUUAAACCCAACCCUCUGGCUGCAGGAGCGCACGCCUCAGUAUCACUUUAUGUUUUAUCUUGCCCCAAACGAUAACGACGUCGAAGCGAGGAAGAAUAAUAAAAUGCCCUUGCCCGUGCAAGUGUUUAAUUUUCAGGGGUCAAUGGAGCCCAUGCAAAUCGAUGCUGACCCCCAGGAGGACCAGCAGAAUGCCCCAGAUAUCAACUACAUAGUGGAGAACCCAACACUGGACCUGGAGCAGUAUGCAACUAGCUACAGUGGAUUAAUGCGCAUUGAGAGGCUGCAGUUCAUUGCGGAACAUUGUCCUCAACUCCGAGUAGAAGCUCUGAAGAUGGCCCUCACCUUUGUCCAGAGGACCUUUAAUGUCGAUACUUAUGAAGAAAUUCACCGCAAACUCACUGAGGCUACAAGGGAAGUUCAGGGUCUACCUGACACGGUGCCUGAAGGUGGAAUUGUUCCUCCUCCCCUGGACUCAGCGUGGGCUGAAUCCACUCGGAAAAAGGCUCUGCUUAAAUUAGAGAAGCUGGACACUGAUCUGAAAAACUACAAAGGAAACUCCAUUAAAGAGAGUAUCAGGAGAGGCCAUGAUGACUUGGGGGACCAUUAUUUGGACUGUGGUGACCUAAGUAACGCCCUCAAGUGUUACUCCAGAGCAAGAGACUACUGUACCAGCGCUAAGCAUGUUAUCAAUAUGUGUCUGAAUGUCAUCAAGGUUAGUGUUUACCUCCAGAACUGGUCACAUGUACUGAGCUAUGUCAAUAAGGCAGAAUCCACACCAGAAAUAGCAGAGCAAAGAGGAGAGCGAGAGGGCCAGAACCAAGCAGUCCUCACAAAGUUAAAAUGUGCAGCAGGUCUGGCAGAGUUGGCCUCCCGGAAAUACAAACCAGCUGCAAAGUGCUUUCUGCAGGCAUCGUUUGAUCAUUGUGACUGUCCAGAGCUCCUGUCACCCAGUAAUGUAGCUGUUUAUGGUGGUCUGUGUGCCUUGGCCACAUUCGACAGACAGGAGCUUCAACGCAACGUCAUCUCUAGCAGCUCUUUUAAGUUAUUCCUGGAGUUGGAGCCUCAGAUCCGUGACAUCAUCUUCAAGUUCUACGAGUCCAAAUAUGCGUCGUGUCUGAAGCUGCUGGAUGAAAUGAAGGAUAACCUCCUGUUGGACAUGUAUCUGGCUCCACAUGUCAAGACGCUGUACAGCCAGAUCAGAAACAGAGCCCUCAUACAGUAUUUCAGCCCCUACGUGUCAGCAGAUAUGACGAAGAUGGCCCAGGCCUUCAACACCACAGUAGCCGCCCUGGAGGACGAGUUGACCCAGCUCAUACUGGAGGGGCUCAUCAAUGCUCGGAUUGACUCGCACAGCAAGAUUCUUUACGCGCGGGACGUUGACCAGAGGAGCACCACGUUUGAGAAAUCUCUUCAAAUGGGCAAAGAGUUCCAGAGACGAGCCAAAGCCAUGAUUCUCCGAGCUGCGGUGCUACGCAACCAGAUCCAUGUCAAAUCUCCACCCAGAGAGGGCAGCCAAGGGGAACUGACACCAGCCAACAGCCAGACCAGGAUGAGCACCAACAUGUAAAGUGGACAGUUUGUCUGCACACCAGCACUGAUUGACUGGAUGGAACCCAUUACAAACCCAGCCCAGCCGCUCCCACCUCCUGCUCCUCAGUGACAGACCACGUGAAGACCUGUUGUUCUGAAAUGGUCUCGUGUCCCUGUCAGAUGAUCCUUAGUUGUGCUUGGGUGAAAGCUCAGCAUUCACUUUGCUGUGUUACACAUGAUGGCAGCAUCAAUAAGAGCAAGGGUUUUAAAAUAAACGCCUUCCAAAAAUUCAA